Molecule: messenger RNA, 1209 nt
Organism: Melampsora larici-populina 98AG31
Lineage: Eukaryota; Fungi; Basidiomycota; Pucciniomycetes; Pucciniales; Melampsoraceae
Exons: 1
Coding region: 1-1209 (402 amino acids)
Source: RefSeq, a predicted model, not a curated record
AUGAGGCCUGGCUCAAACUAUUUACCUGUAGAAUUAGUGCAGUUGAUUCUAGGCCACUAUAUGCGCAAUAUGCCAUUCCAUCCUUCCAGUGAUUCGAAUACCGUCGAUGUUGCGUAUCUCGACUUCUCGUCUAUUAGGGGUCUACUUAAUUUACGUUUUCUAGGAAGGUCUUGGGCUGUUGCGAUAUUGCCUUUGGCCUAUCGUUCCUUGUGUCUAUUUAAGUCAUCAAGUGCCAGUAGUUUCGUUAUGAUGUGGAAGAAUCCGUUGUCAAUGCCUAGCAUGGUUUAUCUACAACGUCUAUGUUUAGCUCAUGUACAAUUCUUACCUUGUCAUAUGGAAAACGAUUCAAGCCUCAAAAGCCGAUCAUCUUAUCGAAGUCAGGUCAUCUCGAUUAAUACCGGUCUCUCCGAUUACGUCAUUCAAAUGGAUGUUGUGACAGAUCUCGUUGCUUUGUGCAGCUCUACGCUCGUCGAUUUGAAACUCUCUUAUAGGGAAGCUCUUGGCUUUUCAAAACCAUUGAUAGAUGCUAUGAAGGGACUAACGAAACUCAAGGUGUUGAUUCUCGACAGUAGCAGUGUGGCAAGCACUCGUAACAACAGCGAUUCCUUGCGACAGGUCCUCAACUCAUUGCCUUCCUUGGAGUCUCUGUCUAUUGGGUGUGCAUCUUUCGAUGAUCUGACCUUGCAAACUGGUGCUUUGCCGAAUUUACAUCAUUUGUGGGUGGAGUGUAACUCGAAUAAUGUGGAUGCAAUUACAAAUUUCUGUCGUACUGCAGGAAGGAAUGUGAAAUUUUUCGAGUGCCGGACUCAUCGUGACAUGAACAAAUCAAGUGAUAUGAUCUUGGCCUUACGGCCUUCACUCAAAAUUCUGUCUUUGGGAUUUAUUACACAUGUGAUACCUCUUGCUAUAGGGGUUGAAGUCUUCCCUCGACUCCGAGUGAUACGUGCAGUCAAUUGCGACCCGCAGCAUUCGAAUCUCUCUUGGUUAUUAUGGCGUAUGUUUGACAAAAUGGAGUACUUCAUCACAACUUAUCACGAAGGAGGUAGUUAUUGGCGCACAGCUUUAAAACGUCCCAAUGUUCAUUCGCUCCAAAAACCUCGCAAUUUCAAAUACAUUAUUUUCACUUCAUGCCAUGGCUCAGGCCAAAAGGAUCCGGAGUUGGUGGAGCUAUGUGCUCAAUACGGCUUAUUGUGUAUUUUCAGACAUUGA